AUGAAAUUUGCGAAAGCGAAACUAUCCAUCUACGAAAAAUCCGUGAAGGCGAAAUUUAUCAAUAAUUACAAUUCACUUACUGCCUUUAUCUUCAAUCCAGAUCGCGUUGUGCAAACUAACCUCCCGAUUAAAUUACUAGAAAAUAAAACAUCAAUUAUUGAUGACCUUUGUCAGCCGGUUGAUGAAGGAAAUCUUUCGAACGGUGGAGCUACAGAUUUCAAGUUAACUGAUGAUGUGAUUGCAGAAAUGAACAAGCUGUGGCAACAAAUGGAAGUUUCUGAGAAGUGGAAACCUUUGGUUAUACGUACUGCGGCAUCCACAUCAUCUGAAUCAUCAAAUGACAUGACAGUACAUGAUAGGAAAAUCCUACGUGCUAGAGAAAAUUUGGAGAAAUAA
Trichobilharzia regenti is the source of this 396-nucleotide messenger RNA. NCBI's taxonomy places the organism in Eukaryota, Metazoa, Platyhelminthes, Trematoda, Strigeidida, Schistosomatidae. The record is from the annotation of a GenBank genome assembly.